GUUUGAUGACAGCUGAACAGUUAGGCUCCGCCCCAUCGGCCGCUGCCGGCCGGUAAACGAGAUCUCGGCGUGAGCUGUCACCGGUCAUCAUGUGGGUGUUCGGUUACGGCUCCCUGAUCUGGAAGGUGGACUUCCCAUACGAGGAGAAGCUGGUGGGCUACAUCACGGGCUACAGCAGGAGGUUCUGGCAGGGCAGCACUGACCACCGAGGGGUCCCGGGCAAGCCGGGAAGAGUUGUCACGCUUGUCGAAGAUCCAGAGGGCUGUGUAUGGGGUGUUGCCUACAGACUGCCAGAGGGAAAGGAAGAGGAAGUAAAGGCGUACCUUGACUUUCGAGAGAAAGGAGGCUACCGGACUACGACUGUUGUCUUUUACCCAAAGGAUUCUUCAAUAAAACCAUUCAACGUCCUUCUGUAUAUCGGAACCUGCGACAACCCCAACUACCUCGGACCUGCUCCUCUAGAAGACAUCGCCGAACAGAUUUUUAAUGCUGUUGGGCCUAGUGGGGAAAACAUUGAAUACCUGUUUGAACUUGCAAAUUCACUCAGGAACCUUGUACCAGAAGAGGCAGAUGAGCACCUUUUUUCCUUAGAGAAGUUAGUGAGGGACCUUUUGGAGAGACGUCAAAAUAUAAAUUGUCUAUAAAUUUUAUGCCUUUCAUCCAUAGGAAUGGAGACGUACACGAUGUGUCCGGAUAUUAUUUAUGCAUUGCUAAGCAUUUAUUGGGAUAUCUUAAUUUAUAUGCAAUUGUUUUAGUGCUUUCUCUCGCUGAACGUAAGACCUUUCAGAGUACCUGCGCACGUUGCGGAUUACAUGCGGUUUUUCCAUACAAAAAUCAAAGCCGAAUUUCUGUUUAUCAACCUGCACCCGUGUGCAAGUACCCUUAGGGUGCUAGUGCAUAUUUGCAGAUUACUGCUAGUUGCUAUACGGGACCUGUACUUCCAAGCUGCAGCCCAGCAAUUCUAGGUAUUCUGCAUGUGGUUACUGUACUGCACGUGUAAAAGGAACGUAAAGUAUAGGGUUUAUUAAGGCCAAAUAUUAGAAGGUAGUAUAACCUAGAUACAGUGUUUGCUUCAUAAGCAAGCAAUAAUAACGGUAUGUCACAUUCUGCACACAUCAACAUCUCUAUGUUAAAGGGGUUGGCCGGGUUCAGAGCUGAACCCGAACAUAUCCCCAUUUUCACCCUGGCAGCCCCCGUUCCGAUGCUGUUCUUUGCCCUGCGCUGAAAUUUGGUACUGUACCGGGCUCCCCAUAGGAUAAGUUAGGCGGAGGCCUCUGCCCAGCGGUGAGCCCGGUGAUGUCACCGGCACUGAUUGGGCAGGCUUUAUCACUACCCUACCGCAUUGAAAAAUGAGAGAACACUUAUAUAAAAUAUAUGUAGUUUAUUAAGACAAAAAAUAAUAA
This is a messenger RNA of Bufo gargarizans (Asiatic toad), 1403 nucleotides long. It is a transcript of the gene CHAC2, whose product is annotated as ChaC glutathione specific gamma-glutamylcyclotransferase 2. Lineage: Eukaryota; Metazoa; Chordata; Amphibia; Anura; Bufonidae. Bases 90 to 644 code for a protein of 184 amino acids. The transcript has 3 exons. Gene Ontology annotation, cellular component: cytoplasm. The record is from RefSeq and is a predicted model, not a curated record. Gene Ontology annotation, biological process: glutathione catabolic process. Gene Ontology annotation, molecular function: glutathione specific gamma-glutamylcyclotransferase activity; gamma-glutamylcyclotransferase activity.